This is a messenger RNA of Populus trichocarpa (black cottonwood), 761 nucleotides long. Its product is annotated as 17.3 kDa class I heat shock protein-like. The coding region runs from base 109 to 567 and encodes 152 amino acids. Gene Ontology annotation, biological process: response to salt stress; response to hydrogen peroxide; protein complex oligomerization. The record is from RefSeq and is a predicted model, not a curated record. The transcript has a single exon. Lineage: Eukaryota; Viridiplantae; Streptophyta; Magnoliopsida; Malpighiales; Salicaceae.
UUGCACCUCUCCAUAGAGAACGACAAGCAAGUUCAAGUGAAAGCAUUUUCUUGAUAAGCUAUCAAAUUAAGCGAGCGACGCAGCUUUUCGUAUACAGCCCUGUAAAAGAUGGCAAUGAUCCCAAGCUUCUUCGACAACAGACGAGGCACCAUCUUUGAUCCAUUCACUUGGGAACCCUUCAAGGACUUCCCUUUCCCUUCAUCCUCACUUGUCUCUCAUGACAAUUCAGCCUUUGUUAACACGCGCAUCGAUUGGAAAGAGACCCCAGAAGCCCAUGUCUUUAAGGCCGAUCUUCCUGGUCUUAAGAAGGAGGAGGUGAAGGUGGAGGUUGAGGAUGACAGGGUGCUUCAGAUCAGCGGGGAGAGGAACGUGGAGAAGGAGGACAAGAAUGACACAUGGCAUCGUGUCGAGCGUAGCAGCGGCAAGUUCCUGAGGAGGUUCAGACUGCCUGAGAAUGCUAAGGUGGAUCAGGUCAAGGCUUCUAUGGAGAAUGGGGUGCUUACAGUGACUGUGCCGAAGGAGGAAGUUAAGAAACCUGAUGUCAAGGCUAUUGAAAUCUCUGGUUGAGUGAGAUUAUACAGCCAUUGUGAGAAUUGGGUGCCUGUCUGUGACUCUGUGUGUGUUCUUAAUUAUGAUAGUAGCUCAAAAUCUUGUGUCACUGUUAAUACGAUAAUGUGUAUGCAAGUGUUUGUUUCAAGCUUCUUCUGAAGUUUUAAAUGAUGAGUUAAUCAAUAGAAUAUGUUGUCUAUUUCUUCUUGUGA